GGGAAGAGACUAGUCUGAGGAGGAGGGUAGGUGGGUGGUAAAUGGGUUUUUCAUUUUUGUUUCCUGGUCUAGUUAUCUGUAAACGAGGAAACAGCAGAGAGAUACAUGACAUGUUGUGCCGGAGACCACUAGCAGGGAUACUUUGUAUUAUAUGAGAAUUCUCUGCCUGCAGCCGGAAAUCAUCAUCAUAGUGAGAAUAAUACAGCAAAUCUCUUCCUGCUGCCAAACUCUCCCAGUGUGUGUACAUCUGUACCCUCCUCCUGGGCCCUGACUGGCAGAUCCAGGGAACCCCGGGUGUGGGGAGGUGUCCUCGGCUUGCUGUGGAUCUCAGGGCCGGAGCUGGGCUGCAGGAUCCGGGCUACAGCAGUAUGAGUCACUCCCCGGGGCACAUCGGCCUGCCUGGGAUACAGAAUUUAAAAGCAGACCCUGAGGAACUAUUUAGAAAGUUAGAGAAGAUUGGCAAAGGAUCCUUUGGAGAAGUUUUUAAAGGGAUUGACAAUAGGACUCAAAAAGUUAUAGCUAUAAAAAUUAUAGACUUGGAAGAAGCAGAAGAUGAAAUAGAGGAUAUUCAACAAGAAAUCACUGUGCUGAGCCAGUGCGAUAGUCCGUAUGUAACAAAGUAUUAUGGGUCAUAUCUCAAGGACACAAAAUUAUGGAUUAUUAUGGAAUACCUUGGAGGAGGAUCUGCUUUAGACCUGCUGGAACCUGGUCACUUAGAUGAAACACAAAUUGCCACAAUAUUAAGGGAAAUACUUAAAGGUCUUGAUUAUUUACAUUCUGAAAAAAAAAUCCAUAGAGAUAUUAAAGCUGCCAAUGUGUUGUUGUCUGAACAUGGAGAGGUAAAACUGGCAGAUUUUGGCGUAGCGGGCCAGCUCACAGAUACACAGAUUAAGAGGAAUACUUUUGUUGGCACACCAUUCUGGAUGGCACCAGAGGUUAUAAAGCAAUCUGCAUAUGACUUUAAGGCUGAUAUUUGGUCAUUGGGUAUAACUGCUAUAGAACUUGCUAAAGGAGAACCCCCUCAUUCCGAACUGCAUCCUAUGAAAGUGUUGUUCCACAUUCCCAAAAGCAACCCUCCCACACUUGAAGGAAACUACAGCAAACUCCUGAAAGAAUUUGUGGAAGUUUGCCUAAACAAAGAACCUAGUUUUAGACCAACAGCAAAGGAGCUUCUGAAGCACAAAUUUAUUGUGCGCAGUGCCAAGAAAACAUCCUAUUUAACAGACUUAAUUGAUAGGUACAAGCGGUGGAAGAUGGAGCAAGGCCAUGAGGCUUCCAGCUCAGACUCAGAUGGGGAAGAAGACGGACAAGCUUCAGGAGGAAGUGACAAGGGACCCUGGUACUUUACAAUGGAAGAAGCAGAUCUGAAGAAGAUGCAGAACGGUGCAGCACAACUUGAGGAGUUAGAGGGCAGUGAGGUUAAAGACAUCCAAAAAAGACCUUUAUCUCAGUGUUUGUCUACAAUUAUGUCCCCGUUAUUUGCUGAGUUGAAAGAGAGGAGUCAGUCAUGUGGUGGCAAUGUAGGCUCUAUAGAAGAACUAAGAGAGGCCAUUUAUUUAGCUGAAGAGGCCUGUCCAGGCAUCUCUGACUCGAUGGUGUCACAGCUUCUUAUGCGGCUUCAAAGAUACUCCGUUAAUGGAAAAGACUCUUCAGCACACUGAACUUUAUUUCCUUAUAAGACAGUGACUCUUUCCAUUCUUUCUCUUCACCGGGACUUCCUCUGUAGAGCCACAGAAUGUGGACAUAGCUUUAAGUAUCAGUGACUGCGCUGAGCACACCUAAUGAGAAGCUAGAGCUUUUAUGGUUUUAUUUUAUUUUUUGUAAUCCUAGUGCAAAUAUGGAAAACAAACCAGACGUAUAAGUACUGUGAUAAGACAAAUGAAGAUAUAGUGAAUCCUCAGGUAUCUUGCUCUAAGCAGGCAGCUCCUCUGGAAGGUGGAACAAAAGCUGCAUUGGAUUUUGUGUACAGAAAUGUAUGUAUAUAGCAUCAUUUUUAUGAAAAUUCCUUGACCAUGCCCAUGGCAUUCCCUGUGUGCCAACAGGAGAGUGUGGCUGUAGAUAAUGUUAUUGGAAUCAAUAUUUAAAAGGCCAUAAUACUUAAGAUUUUACCCUUCAGUUACCUGUAUGUUUUAAAUGAUUUGGCUGGUUCAUUUGUUUUCUGUUUGUAAUAUGUUACUCUGAGAUAAAUGUUACAUGAGGCCAAUAGUUUUGCAACACAUUUUACAGCGUAAAACUACAGUAUUUGUAUUAAGAAAUGUCUUCUGAAACUCUUCCCACCUUUGAUUGUACGCUAUAAAAAGGCUGAAGUUAGGUUAUACUGCGUUUUCAUUAUGUUUUUAAUUUAUCAUUCUGAUUCUUCUAGAUAUAUAAUAGGACAGUGAAGACAGCACUAGACUUAGGUAUGGAUAGUGCUGGAUUGGGAUGCAAAACCAGCCCGGGAAAUUUAUGGAAGCAGCCCUAAUGGGGGGAUGGUCUGCUGAGGGGAUCUCUCCUCAUAGGACGCGAUUGUACACAGUUGCAUCCUUCUAUGCACCUUUUGCUGCGGUUGUGUCUGAGACCAGGAGCAGAUUGGGAACUAAAAGUGGCUCUGUGAAUUUUUUGUAGAAGUGGCAGAAUGAAUGGGGACAAUGCAGUGUACUGAGUGUGGUGGGCUGCCUGUCAUGUGGGGGGUGGGGCCACAUGACAACACACAAAACAGGCCCCACAGACACGUCAGCCUACCAGGAUUCUUCCUGGUGACCCCUAUGGCCAAUCCGCCCCUGGUUAUGGAACUGAAAUCUGCAAGCACGAUGUAACUGAUGUGAUACUAACACCAAUGUACAGUAUGUAUUGUAGUAAUGAGUUCGACUCUUCCCAGCCUCUUAUUCAUCAUAUUUAGUAAUUUCACAGCAAGAGAUUACUCCAAAGUGCAGAAGGUACCAAACUGCAGAUAUUCGGUAAGAUGUCUUUUUCACACAUCACCUUGUUUUGUUUUUGUCACAAUUUAAUUAUCUGCAGUUAAACUGAGUGCCUCAUUCUGCAGCAGGUUUGUAAAAAAAAAAAAAAAAAAAAGCAAUAUACUUUUCUCAUUACCCUUUGACGUUCGCACUAAAAUACUGUGGACGCUACAGUAAAUAUGCAUAUGGCUGUUAGUGAUCAGCAAGCAGCUUAUCAUGCUACAUUCAGUGUUCCAUAAUACAACUUAUAAGGACAUUUAUGCUGGACAUAUUUCCUAGCUACAAUUGGACAAUGGAUUUUCCCUGUAUAAGCCAUGUUACAGUGUACUAGUGAUCUCAUUCUGCUAUUACCUUGCCCCAUGUUAUAGUCUGCAAGUUGUGGACGGCUGCUAGAUUUAAAGCAGCAAUUUUUUUUGAGGCAGAAAUAACCCUUUUUCUUUACCUUAAAAAUAAAAAGUUGCUGCGUUAAAUUUAGAGGCUGUAUAACCAAAAUCUCUCCGCUGUCCACAACACGCAGGAUAUUACAUUGGGGCCCCUAUAUUUAAUGCCUGCACAAAUGCAUGUAAGCACAUCUAUGGCCCCUUUUGAAGUCACUAUAAUUAAAUAGUGGUCAGUACCACUCUGUACUGUGUGUGAAAGCAGGAUAAGAGCAGAGUUUCUCCUAAUAGUAACAACCUCCGCACCAGGCAACUGCAAAGAAAACGUAACCAUUGGUCAUUUAUGAAAACUGGUGCAAAAGAAAAAGGCGCUGUAAGUUAUAACAACCACAAUUUGUGUAUAGCGUUUAUUGGUUAUUGUGCAUUACUUCAGAGCACCCAGUUUUACAAAAUACCCCAUCAAUGCUUUUUAAGUGGAUUUAAAACUGGUAAAGGGUAGAUACACAUUUAUGGGUUAAAUGUGCAAAAUGCAUUCACACAGUCUAAAACCAUCGAACCCCUGCUGCACAGUGCAUCUGUGGGCAGCUGGCUGUACGCAGUCAUCUGUUUCCAGCCAGCACAUCACAAACCCAACGUCCAGAGUGUGGAAUGAUUAGUAUGAAUAACAUUUCACACUACUUUGCUCAGUCAGUGUUUCUGAUAGAUCUGCCUAUAGACACAACACUGCAUACGUCCUGUCCCCUGCACAUAGAUCAUGUAAUACAGUAACUCCAUCUAAUAAACACCCAUGAAGAAGAUAAGGGAAUAGUUACACAUUCUACUCCUACAAUACUUUUUAGUCUGCUUGGUAAAAAUGUUCUUUUACCAUUUCAUCAGUUUAUAUUUGCUGGCCGCUGUUGUUUUUCCUUUGAAAAGCCUCUGAUCAAUGUUUGCUUUUACUUGCUGAACAGUGUGGCAGCUUCCAAACACAAUUUCUUUUCAACUAUGCAUAUCACGUCUGCAAAAUGACUUUUGCCCAUAUAUUUAAUUUAAUUUAUGUAAAAUAAAUAAUUGAAAAAGUUACAUGUAUUUAAAAGUUUAUUUAACUAUACUGGAAUAUAUUUUGUAUUAAUCUGGUAAGAAAAGAAUUGGUUUGUCUUCUCUUGGUCAACAGUGUAAAUGUGGAGUUGUCCCACUUUCUAGAUAACCUCCACUUCAUAUUUAAAUGUUUUGUUGUUUUCUCUUUCCAGACAACUUUGUGUACUUUUGAAAGAUCUUCUGUCUUUUGUUUUCUGUCUUAUUGUUUUAGUCUCUUCAUAUGAAGAGAAGUUUCUGAGAUCAUGGUGUCUGCCCCCCCCUCCCCCUCCAUCUGCUGUCAUCUGGGAAUUAAGGCUACACAUUGGUAGCAAACAAACUUAUUUUUAAGCACUGAAGUUUAUCUUGGAAAAUAUUGAUUAUUAAAUAUUAUUUCUUCUCUAAA
Messenger RNA from Pseudophryne corroboree (corroboree frog), 4772 nucleotides. It is a transcript of the gene STK24, whose product is annotated as serine/threonine kinase 24. Gene Ontology annotation, molecular function: protein serine/threonine kinase activity; ATP binding. Bases 369 to 1661 code for a protein of 430 amino acids. Gene Ontology annotation, biological process: protein phosphorylation; negative regulation of cell migration. Gene Ontology annotation, cellular component: cytoplasm. NCBI's taxonomy places the organism in Eukaryota, Metazoa, Chordata, Amphibia, Anura, Myobatrachidae. The transcript is spliced from 11 exons. The record is from RefSeq and is a predicted model, not a curated record.